Molecule: messenger RNA, 618 nt
Organism: Phycodurus eques (leafy seadragon)
Lineage: Eukaryota; Metazoa; Chordata; Actinopteri; Syngnathiformes; Syngnathidae
Product: N6-adenosine-methyltransferase TMT1A-like
Exons: 2
Coding region: 1-618 (205 amino acids)
Molecular function (GO): S-adenosylmethionine-dependent methyltransferase activity
Source: RefSeq, a predicted model, not a curated record
AUGUCUUUUCUGAUGAAAUGUUCUGCUUUAGUCGUCAGAGUAUUAUUGUGCCUGCCCUUGCACCUGCUGGACGCGGUGGGCUUGCAUCAAGUCGACAAACGCGUCGUCCCGCGCUGCUUGUAUCGUCUCUCCAAGCUGUACAACAAGAAGAUGUACGAGAAGAAGAAGGAGCUGUUCGCGUGUCUUGUCCGAGUUCAAGCAGCGCCGAGAGCAGCUCACCACUUUGAGAAGUACCCGCAGAGGAACAUGCGCGAGAACCCGCACGUCACGUAUGAGAAGUUCGUGGAGGCCUCGGCGGAGGAUAUGGUGGUGUGCACGCUGGUUCUCUGCUCCGUGGACAAUGUCCCGCAAACUCUGAGGGAGGUGCGCCGGGUUUUGAGGUCUGGUGGAGCCUUCUUUUUUCUCGAGCAUGUUGCCGCAGAGCCGUCAACGUGGACAUAUUUCUUCCAGCACGUCUCGAAGCCUGUGCGCUACUUCAUCGGUGAUGGAUGUGAGGUCACCCGGGCAACAUGGACACAUCUGCAGGCUGCCGGCUUUUCUGACCUUAAACUAAGACAUAUGAAAGCGCCACUCAUCUUCUUCAACAAACCACACAUCAUGGGCAACGGUGUAAAAUAG